CUUCUGCCGUCUCUAUCUUUCUGGGGCUGCCGGACCCCUGGGUGCAGGAGGCGCCUCCAGAUUGGCCUGGCUUCUGUGACGCUGGCCCAGGUCACACGUCAAGACCCUCGGUGUGCAACUCUGCCUACAAGCACACUGCCGCCUGCCAGGAAAAGUUCCCUAGGUGCUCUAGCCCCUGGUUCACUCGGCCAGACUCACCAUGUGUGAAGAGGAGACCACUGCGCUCGUGUGUGACAAUGGCUCUGGCCUGUGCAAGGCUGGCUUUGCAGGAGAUGACGCCCCCCGGGCUGUCUUUCCUUCCAUUGUGGGUCGUCCUCGCCACCAGGGUGUAAUGGUGGGAAUGGGCCAGAAAGACAGCUACGUGGGGGAUGAGGCUCAGAGCAAGCGAGGGAUCCUAACUCUCAAAUACCCCAUUGAACACGGCAUCAUCACCAACUGGGAUGACAUGGAGAAGAUCUGGCACCACUCCUUCUACAAUGAGCUGCGGGUAGCACCUGAGGAGCACCCCACCCUGCUCACGGAGGCCCCGCUAAAUCCCAAGGCCAACAGGGAGAAGAUGACCCAGGUAAGAGGCCAGGAAGACUUGAGCACUGGCAUUGUCCUGGAUUCAGGGGACGGUGUCACCCACAAUGUCCCGAUCUACGAGGGCUAUGCACUGCCCCAUGCCAUCAUGCGCCUUGAUCUGGCUGGCCGCGACCUCACAGACUACCUCAUGAAGAUCCUCACAGAGAGAGGCUAUUCUUUUGUGACCACAGCCGAGCGAGAAAUCGUGCGAGACAUCAAGGAGAAGCUGUGCUAUGUGGCCCUGGACUUUGAGAAUGAGAUGGCCACGGCAGCCUCCUCUUCCUCCCUGGAGAAGAGCUACGAGCUGCCAGAUGGGCAGGUCAUCACUAUUGGCAAUGAGCGCUUCCGCUGCCCUGAGACCCUCUUCCAACCCUCCUUCAUUGGCAUGGAGUCAGCUGGAAUUCAUGAAACAACCUACAAUUCCAUCAUGAAGUGUGACAUUGACAUCCGCAAGGAUUUAUACGCCAACAAUGUCCUCUCUGGGGGUACAACCAUGUACCCCGGCAUUGCUGACAGAAUGCAGAAGGAGAUCACAGCCCUGGCCCCCAGUACCAUGAAGAUCAAGAUUAUUGCUCCCCCAGAGCGGAAGUACUCAGUCUGGAUCGGAGGCUCCAUCCUGGCCUCUCUCUCCACCUUCCAGCAGAUGUGGAUCAGCAAGCCAGAGUAUGAUGAGGCAGGGCCCUCCAUCGUCCACAGGAAGUGCUUCUAAAGUCAGAACAGAUUCUCUGGGGGUCUCCUUGAGACUGCUCUGUUAACAAUCAUGAAACAGUAAAACCUAC
Messenger RNA from Aethalodelphis obliquidens (Pacific white-sided dolphin), 1343 nucleotides. RefSeq names its product actin gamma 2, smooth muscle (gene ACTG2). The coding region runs from base 200 to 1273 and encodes 357 amino acids. The transcript has 8 exons. The record is from RefSeq and is a predicted model, not a curated record. Lineage: Eukaryota; Metazoa; Chordata; Mammalia; Artiodactyla; Delphinidae.